AUGUGUACGUACACCAUCCGUGCAUAAGCGUGUUGCAAAUUGUGCUGCUGAUGUUGAUAUCUCGAGUCUUAGUUAACGGGGUCAGUUCAUCCAUAGAAUGCUAGCGAACUCGAUAACUAAAAAGGACAAGAGAUGUUCAUUUCAUUUUUAAGUGUGAUCAUUUUAAGUUCCUGCUGAAUAAUCUAUAUCUCAUGCACGUAUAGUCCAGCUAAUUUUGCUAAAGUUAUCUGUCUACAGAAAGCAAAAUGAGCACAUUAAGCUUGCCUUUCACGCCACCAAUUGUGAAGAGGUUGCUUGGAUGGAAGAAGGACAAUUCGGAAGACAAAUGGUCAGAGAAAGCCGUCAAAAGUUUGGUUAAGAAGCUAAAGAAAACAGGAUGCCUUGAAGAACUUGAAAGAGCUGUAACGACGCAGAACAGCCAAACCAAAUGCAUUACAAUACCUAGAUCUUCAUUUGUGACGAGUGGAGCACAAUUUAUACCACACCCCCAUCCCAAAGCUGCAUCCCUUGAUGGGCGUUUGCAAGUGUCUCACAGAAAGGGGCUUCCCCAUGUGAUCUACUGCAGACUUUGGCGUUGGCCUGAUCUUCAAAGCCACCAUGAGCUCAAGGCUGUCGAACGUUGUGAAUAUGCCUUUCAUCUCAAGAAGGAUGAGGUCUGUGUCAACCCAUACCACUAUGCACGAGUUGAGACUCCAGUGCUUCCUCCUGUACUGGUGCCUAGAAUAACAGACCAACCGCUAGAUAUCCCAAGAACACUACCCCAUCUUGAUGACCUGACUCAUACAGUACCUGAUAAUGCUACCUAUUUGGUUGGAAUGGACACACAGAGUCCACAGACUCACACACUUCCUCCAGAAACCCCACCUCCAGGCUACGUGAGUGAUGAUGGUGAGACAAGUGAGCAGAAUAUGGAUACAUCAUCAACAAACGGCAGUAGUACAGCUCCACAGUCUUCAGAAUCUCUUGAUUUGCAGCCUGUGUCAUAUUGUGAGCCUCCAUUCUGGUGUUCUAUUGCUUAUUAUGAGAUGAAUCAACGAGUUGGUGAGACGUUCCAUGCAUCUCAACCAUCACUAACCAUUGAUGGAUUCACUGACCCAUCAAGCUCUGAAAGAUUCUGUCUUGGUCUUCUCUCUAAUGUCAAUCGAGAUCCUCAAGUUGAACAGACACGCAGACAUAUUGGUAAAGGUGUAAGGUUGUACUACAUAGGUGGAGAGGUAUUUGCUGAGUGUUUAAGUGAUAGCAGUAUCUUUGUUCAGAGUCCUAACUGUAAUCAGAGAUAUGGAUGGCAUCCUGCUACAGUCUGUAAGAUACCGCCAGGAUGCAACUUGAAGAUUUUCAAUAACCAGGAGUUUGCAGCACAGCUUUCUCAGAGUGUGAAUCGAGGUUUUGAGGCUGUCUAUCAACUGACACGGAUGUGUACCAUCCGUAUGAGCUUUGUCAAAGGAUGGGGUGCAGAGUAUCGACGUCAGACGGUCACCUCUACACCAUGUUGGAUUGAACUUCAUCUGAAUGGACCUCUGCAAUGGUUGGAUAGAGUUCUUACACAGAUGGUUCCUCCUGAUAAACAGUGCUCCAGCGUGUCUUAAGAUGGAGCCAUCCCUAUCUACUACAUCAAUUCUAGGUGCUAACUUGUACAUUGUUUGAUAGGCAGCUCUUCUUGAAAGACUUUACAGACUCUUUUAACAGCCCAUGUUAGGAGAUAACAGGGCUGGCUGGCUGGCUGGGGGGCUGGUAUGGAGAUGAGCUGAGCAUGAGCUGUAGAUAAAGCUUUUAAAGACAGACUUGAAGAGACUGGAGUUUGAUCAUAGAGAGAGAUCACCAGAAAGAAGAAGAGUUGGAGUUCAGACUGGUUAGAGAAAUGACGCUUGUCUUCUCAUUAUUGUUUGUAUCUUUUUCCUCUAUCAUACAUUUUGAUCUACAUGUUUGUAUGAUGUCACCUGUAUAUACCAGGAGGAUGGUAUUGACUUGUCAUCAAAAGGAGUCAUGAAAUCUAAAGGUACAGAACGAGAGUGUACAUGGCAUAUUGAAGCAACUUGGUUAUUAUCAUUGUCGUGUAAGGAUUGGUCAUCGUAUAAUGUUACAAUGGUAGUCAUUUAGAGGGUCCUUCCAAUUCAGUUUCUAAGAGAAGUUUCAAUUCAUUUAGGAAUUCUAAUGAAAUAUUACAAUGCAUUUUUAAAAAAAAUUAACUGAUUUUUGUAAAUUCAAAAUAUCUUGCCAUGUGCUGGAAAUAUAUGUACUAUGCUUUUUUUUUGGACUAAGAAUACGAAACAGACACAUGAGAACGCUAGUUGAAUGUGUCUCACUAAGUUUGUGUGUAGGUGAGUGGGCUUCAUCUGCUACUUUGCAGACUCUCAAUCUAUAGGCCCACAGUUAUUUAAUACAAAAAAGGAAAAAAGAAUUACUUGUUGAGAAUUCUGUCUAAGUUGGGACUGUAGUGGAGAGUAAGGUGACAAAGUGUUGAUAGAGAAAGAAGGCAGACAGAUGGCUAGUGAAUGAUCUAGCCAGCAAAUGUAAAUUUUGUACAUAAUUUGUUCUCUCUUUUUUCAGUAUAAAUAUACAAGCAAGCAUAUGUGUAUCUAUCUGAUGUGGAUAACUAGUUCUUUGUACAGGUCUGUUUAUCACAUGUAGAUGACCUUGGUUUUAUCAUGACAAGUGUAUUGUGGAUUUCUUGCCUAGAGAGAUAUUGUUGCAACUCUGACUGACUACAUGAAUAAAGUUUUGUUAUUGAGGAGAUCGGAUUUAAGGUUAGGAAAAACAUAGAAUAGGCUCUCUAAGAAUUCAUGCAACAUAAGUAAAUAUCUUAAAUAGUUGUGAGAUUUUGAAGUUACAUGUCAGAAGAGAAAGAAAGUAUCAAUCACUUGAUAGUCAGUCCCAGUGCCAAUGUGGUGAAUAUAUGGGCGGUGCUUAAAUACUUAUGCACAUGAAGCUACAAUCUGACUGAACAGAAUAUCACUUGGAAGGAACAUCACUUGGAAGGAACAUUUAACAAAUAUUCAGUCGGGUUGAUAUUGGUAUGCAUCUUAUGUUCAAAACAUUCAAAGUCUAAACGAUUCAGAUUUUUUUUGUUAAUAGCGUUGAUUUUUCUUCUCAAUCUCUAGCCAUAUUGCUUCCACAAUAAAAGAGUUAAACUGUAAUGCUUGAAUUAAAAAUAGAACAUAUGGACAGAACUAGCCUCUAUCAAAGUAGAAAGUUUUGUGUAAAACAGAAUAUGAUUCUAACACAGAGUGAAUGACCAUGAAUGUAAACUACUUUCAACCAAAUAAUGUGCUGCGGUGUAAAUUCUAGAUAACUUUCAAUAUAUUUUCGUGAAGAGAUAGAGAGAUCAGUGAAGAAAAAAGAAAGAAAGAUUUAAGAUAGAUAGGUUACAUAGUAAAUGAUAACAGAAAAUAUCUAUAAUCUAUGAAAAAUUGCAUAUUUAGGAAUAGAAAAUAUUUUUGUUAGAGAUUAGAUUGCAAAAAUGUAUUAAUAUGAGCAGCUGAAUGAGGGUGUAGCCUGGGUAUGAUGAGGGCGUAUCCAGGGCAUGAAUGAGGGCGUAGCCUGGGCAUGAAUGAGGGCGUAUCCAGGGCAUGAAUGAGGGCGUAGCUUGGGCAUGAUGAGGGCGUAUCCAGGGCAUGAAUGAGGGUGUAGCCUGGGCAUGAUGAGGGCGUAUCCAGAGCAGGAAUGAGGGCGUAGCGUGGGCAUGAUGAGGGCGUAUCCAGGGCAUGAAUGAGGGCGUAGCCUGGGCAUGAUGAGGGCGUAUCUAUCUCAUAGAUACAAUUGUCAUAUAUUGGGCAGGAUUGUACCAGAGCCAUCCAUUUGAAAUGACAUGACACAAGAUCAUUCAAGGUUCAGUGGGUGGGGCCAGUCAGUCAGUAACAGUCAUUAAGUGAAGUAGUUUUCUCACAAGAUGUGGUUUAUCACACCAAGUUUCACACAGAACGCUGCAUUUGUCAAACAAUGUAUAACCCCAAAAAGGACGCUAUUGUUUCAAAAUGCCUUCACAAGUUUGGCGUGAUAUUCUCUAAUAUAUUUUGGUUGAAUUAUUUCCACUUGGCUUUAUGCAUAGUUAAGCUAUAGAUGACUUUCAAAUUUGUCAAAAAAAUUAAGUUAACAACAACUUUUCUUUGACUGGAGACAACAUGGCAUACCUAUUACUAUCAAUGAUUAAUGCAUGCUGAUGUUUCAUAUCAGGCAUGAUAAGGGAUGGAUGGAUGGAUAGGGUAGUGAGGCUGAAAUAAAAAUAUUGCUGAAAACUGAUAACAAAAAUAUAAAUGGUCUGUAUGCAAGGGAUAGAUGAAUAGUUUUGACUUCUUAAAUUGUCCUCCACUUCAUAGAGCAACACUGAAUUGGACAUGAACAAUCUGAUCUAGUAUUAACAUUUCUCAAGCGUGGGUAUAUAGAGGGCAGCACACGGACGUACGCACGGGAGCAUAAUACCCAUUGGCUCAGUGUUAUGUAGUGAUCACCAAGUUGCCUACUUCACGAACCACUAUAUACCCACGCAUGAACAUCUUUCAUAUCUAGAAGGAAAACAAAAAACAAAACCACCCAACAAAUAAACAAACGAAUGCCACAUGUGUUGGUAAGAGAGUUUGGCAGUGAUGACAUGUAUUAUGUAUAUAUAUAUAUAUAUCAUAUAGACAAAUGUAUAAUGUAUGUUUGUAUACUGUGUAUGUAUGCUUUUUCUUUGCAGCAUUUAAUGAUAGUAAACAAGAGAAAAUAGUUACUUAGAUGUAUAGAGUCGCUUAGCGAAAGAUCUAUUUUAUUGUGGUGUACCAUAUGUCCCAAGUAAUGAUGGCACAUAGUGCUCAAAGAGGUGUGGAAAUUUAUCAAGUGUAUGGUGGAGAUGUUUUAGAGAUUGGAUGUAAAGAUUAACCAUACAGAAUCAUUUUGCAGACUGGAGCUUUAUUUCUUCAUCACAUUAGUUUAGCCCAUCUAUAUAAGUGAAAUGAAUAUGUAUAGUUUGGCUCAUUGCACUUUAUAUGUAGCGUGUAGUAGGACAGGUUUCUUUCUCUGUUUGCUCAUCUUGAAUGUGUGUCAGAGACACUUAUUGGAAUCCUGUCUGUCUGUCUGUUGAGCUCAAGUCAAACUUGGAAAUGGAAGUCAUUUAUACCAGUCAAUAUAUUCUUACAUCUGAGCUGUUUGCAAGAGAGGUGUGCUGCCAAUUGUGGCAUUUGCUUUUGUUACCUACAAUACUUACGCAUGGUCGUUGAGAACAUAAUCAAGACUUUCAGAGAUUGAGAAAGCUGCAGUAAAUUCCCAAACUCCCUGAUUGUAUUGAAGCCAAGCCAUGCUAGCGAUAUGAUGAUGAUUGAUUGAUGGGGCUGGUGAGUGGAACUCCAAAGUGUCUAUUUUAAGUGCCAUGGAUAUAGCUGAAGAUGAAUUCCACCAAAGAAGUAACAUCUGGCUUACAAAUAAAACUCUUUGUGUGCAGAAAGUAUGCAACAAAGUGAAAAGGAUACUUAGAAAAUAAGAUAGAGUAAGAUGCAUAAUCAAAUGCUGCCUGGUGUUUUUUAUCCAGUAGAGUUGAUAAAUUAUAUAUAUUUUUUCUUCUGAUUUUCAUAUUUUGUUGAUUCAAUUUGUAUAAUUGUGUAGCAUACGUGAAUCGUAGGAAGAGAGAGCAUUGAUCAUAUCUUAGUUAUAAGUCUGAGCAAAGAAUUAUUCUAAGUAUAUAAGUCCAUGUAUGAUAAAUUCUGUGUCAUAUAAAUGUUCUUUGAUUUUACCAUGUAACAAAAAAGCCUAAAUAAACUUAAACUUGUAUGUGCAUGCAUGAAGAAA
Molecule: messenger RNA, 5757 nt
Organism: Strongylocentrotus purpuratus (purple sea urchin)
Lineage: Eukaryota; Metazoa; Echinodermata; Echinoidea; Camarodonta; Strongylocentrotidae
Gene: Sp-Smad2/3
Product: Sp-Smad2/3
Exons: 9
Coding region: 246-1586 (446 amino acids)
Biological process (GO): regulation of transcription by RNA polymerase II; SMAD protein signal transduction; BMP signaling pathway
Cellular component (GO): heteromeric SMAD protein complex
Molecular function (GO): RNA polymerase II cis-regulatory region sequence-specific DNA binding; DNA-binding transcription factor activity, RNA polymerase II-specific; I-SMAD binding
Source: RefSeq, a predicted model, not a curated record